AUGGCCAGAAAAAGAGAACUUUCAUCUGAAACUCGACAGUCUAUUCUUGUUCUUAGAAAUGAAGGCUAUUCCAUGCGAGAAAUUGCUAAGAAAUUGAAGAUUUCCUACACCGGUGUGUACUACUCCCUUCAGAGGACAGCACAAACAGGCUCUAACCAGAGUAGAAAAAGAAGUGGGAGGCCGCGUUGCACAACUGAGCAAGAAGAUAAGUACAUUAGAGUCUCUAGUUUGAGAAACAGACGCCUCACAGGUCCCCAACUGGCAUCUUCAUUAAAUAGUACCCGCAAAACACCAGUGUCAACAUCUACAGUGAAGAGGCGGCUGCGGGAUUCUGGGCUUCAGGGCAGAGUGGCAAAAACGUUUGUGAGACGCAGAACAAAUGAAAAGAUGCUGGAAGAAUGCCUGACGCCAUCUGUUAAGCAUGGUGGAGGUAAUGUGAUAGUCUGGGGUUGCUUUGGUGCUGGUAAGGUGGGAGAUUUGUACAGGGUAAAAGGGAUUCUGAAUAAGGAAGGCUAUCACUCCAUUUUGCAACGCCAUGCCAUACCCAGUGGACAGCGCUUGAUUGGAGCCAAUUUCCUCCUACAACAGGACAAUGACCCUAAACACAGCUCCAAAUUGUGCAAGAACUAUUUAGAGCAGAAGCAGGCAGCUGGUAUUCUAUCGGUAAUGGAGUGGCCAGCGCAGUCACCAGAUCUGAACCCCAUUGAGCUGUUGUGGGAGCAGCUUGACCGUAUGGUACGCAAGAAGUGCCCAUCCAACCAAUCCAACUUCUGCUGGGUCGGUCGCUUGGCCAAGUCAGGUCUACAGCUAUUCUCUAUUGUUUACGACUGUGGACAGUUUCACCUGGGACUGUUUGUAGCCCUACAGGCCCAUAGCAGUGUUUAA
This is a messenger RNA of Lampris incognitus (smalleye Pacific opah), 885 nucleotides long. RefSeq lists its product as uncharacterized. The record is from RefSeq and is a predicted model, not a curated record. Gene Ontology annotation, molecular function: nucleic acid binding. The transcript is spliced from 3 exons. Bases 1 to 885 code for a protein of 294 amino acids. NCBI's taxonomy places the organism in Eukaryota, Metazoa, Chordata, Actinopteri, Lampriformes, Lampridae.